AUGUCCCUGGAUGGGCCUGAUGACUCCCCUAGGCAGAGUCCUCAGAGACCACACCCUAUUAUCUCCAGAUUGAAUGCCUGGGAGCAGGGCCUGAAGAUGCUCAGGAGUGGCUGGGAGAUCUAUCAGGACAAGAGGAAAAGCGCGCCGUCCGUCCGCAUGCCGCACCUCGCUCGUGCGUCAGUGCUCGCGCCCAAGCCUCGCCUCGCCUCGCCUCGCCUCGCCUCCUCCUCCGCAGGGCCGGACCGAAAGUGCUUGAAGCGGCGGGGAGCAGUGCUGGAGCGGGUCGGAGCCGGGCACGUGAGGACACCCGCGCCUCCCGCCUCCGUGGAUCAUGGACUCGGGCAGCGGCCGGCUGGAGAGUGGCGGCGGCGGCGGGGGCCGGGGCCUUUGGCCCGGCGGUGCCUGGCUGCUAGUAACGAUUGCCGUUUCCGGCCCAAGCACUACGGCAUCUCCUGCCCCAUCAGCGUGGCGGCCCCCCGCGACAACGACUGCAUCCUCACCCAGAAGCUGAUUGAAACCCUGACGCCUUUCGGGGUGUUCGAGGAGGAAGAGGAGCUGCAGCGCCGGACUCUGAUUUUGGAGAAGCUGAAUGCCCUGGUCAAGGAAUGGAUCCGAGAGAUCAGCGAGAGCAAGAGCCUGCCGCAGGCGGUUUUGGAAAACGUGGGUGGGAAGAUCUUCACCUUCGGUCGCUACCGGUUAGGGGUCCACACCAAGGGGCCGGACAUCGAUGCUCUGUGCGUGGCACCCCGCCACGUGGACCGGGAGCGACUUUUCACCUCCUUCUAAUGAGAAGCUGAGCUGCACCACGAAGUGAGGGACCUCCGGGCCGUGGAGGAGGCCUUUGUGCCGGUGAUCAAACUCUGCUUCGAUGGCAUCGAGAUCGACAUCCUGUUCGCCAGGCUGGCCCUGCAGACAAUCCCAGAAGACCUGGACCUGAGAGACGACAGCCUGCUGAAGAACCUAGACAUCAGGUGCAUCAGAAGCCUGAACGGCUGCCGUGUGACCGACGAGAUCCUGCACCUCGUUCCCAACAUUGAAAACUUUCGGCUUACUCUGCGCGCCAUCAAACUGUGGGCCAAGUGCCACAAUAUCUACUCCAACAUCUUGGGCUUCUUGGGAGGCGUUUCCUGGGCCAUGCUGGUGGCAAGAACCUGCCAGCUCUACCCUAAUGCCGUGGCCUCCACGCUGGUUCGCAAAUUUUUCCUGGUGUUCUCCGAGUGGGAGUGGCCAAACCCGGUGCUGCUGAAAGAGCCUGAAGAACGCAACCUCAACCUGCCGGUGUGGGACCCCCGGGUAAACCCCAGUGACAGGUACCAUCUCAUGCCCAUCAUCACGCCAGCCUACCCCCAGCAGAACUCCACGUACAACGUGUCUGUCUCCACGCGGAUGAUCAUGAUUGAGGAGUUUAAGCAAGGACUUGCCAUCACCCACGAGAUCUUGCUGUGUAAGGCCGAGUGGUCCAAGCUCUUUGAAGCUCCAAGCUUCUUCCAGAAGUACAAGCACUAUAUUGUCCUUCUAGCCAGUGCCCCAACCGAGAAGCAGCAUUUAGAGUGGGUGGGCUUAGUGGAGUCCAAAAUCCGAAUCCUGGUGGGCAGCUUGGAGAAGAACGAGUUCAUCACGCUGGCGCACGUGAACCCACAGUCGUUCCCAGCUCCCAAAGAAGAAAGUCCCGACAAGGAAGAGUUCCGUACCAUGUGGGUGAUAGGGCUAGUGUUAAAGAAGCCCGAAAACUCAGAAGUCCUCAGUAUUGACCUCACCUAUGAUAUCCAGGCGUUUACAGAUACAGUUUAUAGGCAGGCGAUAAACAGUAAGAUGUUUGAGAUGGACAUGAAAAUCGCCGCGUUGCAUUUGAGAAGAAAGGAACUGCACCAGCUUCUGCCCAAUCAUGUGCUUCCACGGAAGAAAACUCUCACGGGUGGCGUUCACUUGACGGCCCUGGCUGACAGUGACCUCGACCUUCCUGUCACUGGUGAAGACAGCUCGGCAAUAGCCCUCCCUGCCUGUGCCUUGAAGAUGGGGCCUGGGUCUGACAGCCCGCAGGGCAGGAACAGCCCUGCCCCUGCUGUCGCGGUAGCCCCUGUGAACCAGGGCCAAGCUACUGAAGUUGCCUUGCAACAACCAACUAGUCCUAGCGAAAGCUCGGGGGCUGCUACUGGUGAGAACCUACCUCCACUGGCUGCUUACCCAGCGACCAAAUCCACGGUCCCCAUAGUUGUUUCUUCUGCAUGCUUGGUGAACCAUCCACCCAUGUCCGUGGGAAGCGCAGCCACAAGCAUAGGGAACCCGAUAGUAGGUGUAGAGGAGCUCAGUCCAGCUCACAAAGCAACUAUUCAGCCCCCGCCCCCCACUCUUUGGGCCUCGCAGGAGACACCCUCAACUGCAGACCUUUCGAGUGUCCCUGCUUUCCCUGCAAAUCCUAUUCCUGUUAUCAAGAAUUUAAUAAAAGCAGAUUGA
Suncus etruscus (white-toothed pygmy shrew) is the source of this 2454-nucleotide messenger RNA. It is a transcript of the gene PAPOLB, whose product is annotated as poly(A) polymerase beta. The record is from RefSeq and is a predicted model, not a curated record. Gene Ontology annotation, cellular component: nucleus. Gene Ontology annotation, molecular function: poly(A) RNA polymerase activity; RNA binding. Lineage: Eukaryota; Metazoa; Chordata; Mammalia; Eulipotyphla; Soricidae.